AUGGUGGACGAAUACAUCAACUGGAACGAGGAUAUCGGAGAAUGGCAGCUGAAAUGUGUGGCAUAUACUGGGAACAAUAUGCGGAAACUUUCCGUUGGCGAUUCACCGGAAAAGAAUAGAAGCAAGAACGCUGGUGUUCGUGCUGCAGCCGGAGAAACGAAUCUGACCCACAUGUAUAUUUCAUACGCCGAAGACGGGUUGAGAGUCCCAUUUAAUCCAGACCGAAAGCAAAGACAAGACCGACCGAAGACGGCCGCCGGGAAACGACUGCUCAACUGACGAGUUCCGCCCAUGAACGAAAUGCCUUGAUCUCACUGAAUUAGUUUUUUUUUUCGUUCCUAGUCAUGAAUGUGAUACACUCUGCGAGAACUACUGUGACUUUGGUUUUUAAAUGGAUUUCGUCUUCAGUU
Messenger RNA from Notodromas monacha, 410 nucleotides. The record is from the annotation of a GenBank genome assembly. Lineage: Eukaryota; Metazoa; Arthropoda; Ostracoda; Podocopida; Cyprididae.